AUGGCUGGCCACCGGAUACGGGCCCUCCUCGUCCCGCUCGGCAUUUUGAUGAUCGCCAACUCGGCGACAGCCUGCAUUUGCCUGCCACAACUCUCCCUCCCGCCUCUACCACUUUUCGGCGGCUCCUCAUGCUGUCCGCCACCUCCAGCUCCGAGCUGCUGUGGAGGCGCUGCGCCGCCGCCAUGUGGAGGUCUUCUCGGCGGAGGCUGUGGUGGAGGUGCUGCUCCUCCUCCUCCUCCCCCACCUCCACUUCAAUCAUAUGGCCAACUAGGGGGCUACGUUCCGCCGCCACCACCGCCGAACCCGGUCCAAUUUCCGCAACAACCGCUGCUCUCCAAUAUGAAUCCGCUAUACGCCACGGGCGGCGGUGGAGGCGGUGGCUUCAACCAGGGCCCUACCCAGACAAUGGUCGCGUCGUCCCAGUUCGUCUCGCAGAAUCGUCCGGAAACGUCUGACCUCGGCUCGAACGGCUUCACCGGCACGGGGACGAACAACUACGGCAGCACGGGGCGCCAACCCGAGGUGGCCGACGGCGGCGACGAGUACGACGAUGUGGAUGAAGGAUCUACCCCGGGUACGGUAGCCGGAAAUGCCGGCCGAGAGGGCAUUGAUAAGGAGGUCUCCGAAUAUGAGGAUGUCGAGAGCGAGGUCGUCCAGCCGAUCGCUCCCAGCACUACCGGAGGCUCCUCUGCACAGGCCAAGCCACAGACUUCAGAGUACACCGAGAGCGUCCACACGCCUACAAAUGCGAUCAACCCUCCUACUGGGGAAACGGCAAAUUAUGGACAGCCCAAAUCAACUGCCGGGAAUACGGUAGACGACUACGGGGAUGAAGAGGAUCAGCUGGCGACUACGCAACGCCCCGCUCCCGCCGAGGUGCCCUACAGUAUCCCGUCAUCGCGCGAAAAUCAGCGACCGGCUGAGGAGGUGCCCUAUCAACUGCCGAGGGGAGGAAGCCAGGAGAUCCCGGAACUCAUCACUCCGUCUCCAUCCGGGUCCUACAACGGCCCCUCCUACAGUACCCCGGCUUCACCAGCUCCUGGAGGUGAUCAAGGAGAAGAUGGAUACAGCGAAGGCGACGAGAAGGAGGCCGAGCUCCCGAAUGCUCUCCAGUACAAGCCCACCCCAUCUACCGUACCCCAGCCAGGCGGCGGAAACUCGGAUUACGAAGAGCUCCCCGAUGCACCGGCUGAGGUCCCCGUUUCCGGCGGCUACAACGGAGGCCAACCCGCCCCGACCAUGAUCCCGCUACCGUACCACCCGGCCCCCACGGCUGCCCCGGUGCCCUACGGCGCCGGCCGAGAAAUUGGAGGUGUUCAGGAGGGUUACGGUAACGGAAAUUCCGGUAACUCCGGACCGGCUCAACCGGUUAUCACAUCCAAUUCCGGUAGUUACGGAAAUGGCCAAAGUACGGCCGGCCAAUCGAUUACGCCAUCAAAUUCCGGCAGCUACGGAAAUGGGCAAAACACUAAUUCAAACACUGGCUACCCCUCGGCCGGCCAACCGGUUACGACAGGAAAUUCCGGAAACUACGGAAGUGGCCAAAAUACGGGUUAUCCGUCCGCGGGCCAACCGGUUACGACAGGAAAUACCGGAAGUUACGGAAGUGGCCAAAAUACGGGAUAUCCGUCCACCGGACAAUCGGUUACGACAGGAAAUUCCGGAAGUUACGGUAGCACGCAAAAUACGGGAUAUCCGUCCGCCGGACAACCGAUUACGACAGGAAACUCCGGAAACUACGGAACUGGCCAAAUUACGGCUGGCCAAUCGCUUACCCCGUCAAAUUCCGGAGGCUAUCAGGUGUCGGGUGGAAACUCUGGAAAUGAGUACGCCGGGCAACCGAUUACGUCAGUAAAUUCCGGAAAUGGCCCGGCUACAAACUCGAAUACCGGCUACCCCUCGAGCCAACCAAUCACGACAUCAAAUUCCGGGUCUCAAGGCUAUGAAAAUGGCCAAAAUUCUGGAAAGCAACCGGAUGACGGUUUGGCCGGAAUUCUGACGGAUUAUGGUGAUUCCGGGGAGUACGGUACCCCGGGAGGCCACGCCCCCUUGGCCCCGCUGGCCCCUCCGAUGGCCCACGUGGGGCCGAUGGGCGUGCCGGCCGGGUAUCCGGCUCCGGUUGAUGCGGGAUACGAACCCCCGAGGUUGGCGUAUACCGAUGACCCUUAUGCAAAGUCGGUGACGGACGCCCCAGUGCAGCAACAGACUGUGGCGCUGCCUGGAGAGUUGCAGACGGAAGCCCCUCGACCGUCUACAGAAGACGCGUACGCAAAGAUUGUCACGGAGGCUACGACGACGCAAGGUUACGCGGAAACGCCCGCCCCCACUGAAGAUCCGUACGCCAAGAUCGUUACGGUCGCGUCAACGCCGUACGCUCACGUAGCCACCGCCGGGACUACGGCCCCACCCGCUCCGCUACCCGCCGAUCCGUACGCCGCCAUCGUCACCGAAGCCCCGCCCCCUCCCGCCGCUACGCAGGGCUACGUCGCCGAACGGCCGUCCGGCGAUCUGGCCAGCUCGGGAUACGAUCGGAAUGACAUGAUUCCGAUCGAAUACCCCAAGCCGGUUAAGGUGGACGCCAAUCUGGCGAAAGAGGCCGCGAAACUCGGCUACCGUAGGCGG
Molecule: messenger RNA, 2622 nt
Organism: Mesorhabditis spiculigera
Lineage: Eukaryota; Metazoa; Nematoda; Chromadorea; Rhabditida; Rhabditidae
Source: the annotation of a GenBank genome assembly